CAACACUGGCCCCACGCGUUUAGUCCAGUUUCGGAGUCAGUACAUGAUUGUACGUCAUCGUAAGAACAUUAAGACGUUUGUUUUUAAAUCUACUAUUAAACUUAAGAAUUUUACAAACUCAUGACUAAUUAAAAUUGGAUUAUAAAACGUGAAAAGCACCAGAGUGACAAUAAUUAUAGUGAAAAGUGACUGUGAGUGUAGUUAUUUAGGAUUUAAAAGAAUGAGUGCCCACAUGGUUGAGUCGACUUGUGAGAUACAAGCAUUUAUUAAAGGAGAUGCGAUGUCUGGAUCAGAGAAAGAUGCCGGCUUUUGUAGUGGUGGUGAUGAAGAUGAUAUGUCAGGUCUACAUUCACCAAGUGCAUCAGAAGAUAGCGUUGAAGUCCAAGUAUCACCAAUAUCAUUGAGAAAUAAAAGAAAAUUGGUAGAACCUCGUAAAGUUCAUGAUCAAACGGCUCCAUUGAAAAAGAGACGUUUUGAUCGACUUCAGUUAUCAAAUGAUGAAGAAUUAAGAACGACAGGAUCAUCCUCGCCAUUUAGACCAUGGAGUUCUUCGAAAAAUGAAGUCAAAAGAAUGGAAACGGAUGUACAAGUGUCAAGUAGAGUCGAGAGAAGGCCAGAAGACUUAAAAAAAGAACAAUGGUUACAAGGAGAAGAAAGAAGGAGAAGAGAACAAGUACAAAGAAGGCAUGAAGUAAGAAUUCAAGAAGAAGUUCUUGCGCGGCUUCAUGAAUCAGAGGUACGAUGUGCUGCAUCUUCAGCUUCUUUUCAUACAUCACAACGUCGGCUUAGGCUGGAAACACCUCCUGUAUCAUCGUCUUCUGUUAUUUCACACCCUCGAUUGCAAGAGGAACCAUUGGCCUUAGUUCUCAAGGGGGAACCACCAAGGGUUCCAGUUCAUCCAGGUGUAAGUGACUCUUUCGAACGUCCAACCCUUUUUUCAACCUCCGAACACCACUCAACCUCACUUCCGCACGUGCAAAACCACCGGACUUUGUCCAAUGACCAUCCUAGGCAUCAACCAAACACUUCUCAGCAAAGGAAUUAUAAAAAUAUGACCAGGGAAAGGAGGAUUGAGGCUAAUGCGCGAGAAAGAACACGUGUUCAUACCAUUAGCGCAGCUUUUGACACACUCAGACGCUCCAUUCCAGCUUAUUCACAUAAUCAAAAGCUCUCCAAAUUAUCCGUACUUAGGAUUGCCUGUAGUUAUAUCAUGACUCUAAGUAAAAUUGCCAAUUCAGAUGGUAGUGAUAGUAGUAGUGGACCUAAUCUUAGUACUUGUGUUGAUUUAGUAUCUAGGACAAUACAAACUGAAGGUAAAUUAAGAAAAAAAAAGGAUGAUUAGAAUAAGUUAUUUGUUAUGAUCAUAAAAAAAAAAAUGUAUGUAUCAAUAAACUGAGAACUGGUGUCUCAAUACAUUUAUGCUCAAUGCAAUUGAAUUAGUAAUGAGUAAAUAAAUAGAUAUAGCUGGGUUGAUGCUUCAUGUUUGUCUCAUUGUUAUAUACUUGACAUUUUUGAAAAAAUUUCUCGUAAUUAAUAAGUAUUUUUUUUAAAUUUUACCUUAAGCCAAUGGAACAAAUAAACUCAACUAAUAGUGUUUGACAAUAUAAAAAGAAUUUUCAUAAUACGAAUUAGAGAUACAAUUUUUAAUAAAACAUCUUAUUAGACAUUUCAUUAUAGAUUUAAUCAUAAUGAUGAUAAUAAUAGUAAUAAUUAAUAAUAAUGAUAAAUUGUGACAAUAAUACAGAGUGAAAGAAAUUUUUUUAAUCAUACUUUCAUUUCAAGUUCAUUAAAAUGUGACUUUUUCUCAAUGGAAGUUGAUGAAAUAAAUAUUAACUCUGAGUGAUUUUUUUGUAGUGAUUCAUUAAUUAUAUAAUAAUUGUUAAUACAUAUUAUAUGCUUCCAGUUAUAUAUUGACCGACUGAUAUGCCAAGUACAAACACAUGUAAUUUUCGUAUCUAGUUUCUGUCUUUCGGUGUAUGUGUAUAAUAGAAUAGGUUUAGUUAAAAUAAUGUACAUAAUGUGACAAUUAAAAAAAAAAAUCGUCAGUGACGGAUGAGAAAAAA
Messenger RNA from Chelonus insularis, 2063 nucleotides. It is a transcript of the gene net, whose product is annotated as net. Gene Ontology annotation, cellular component: nucleus. Gene Ontology annotation, biological process: positive regulation of transcription by RNA polymerase II; sensory organ development; axon development. Bases 221 to 1342 code for a protein of 373 amino acids. Gene Ontology annotation, molecular function: DNA-binding transcription factor activity, RNA polymerase II-specific; E-box binding; protein dimerization activity. The record is from RefSeq and is a predicted model, not a curated record. NCBI's taxonomy places the organism in Eukaryota, Metazoa, Arthropoda, Insecta, Hymenoptera, Braconidae. The transcript has 2 exons.